Messenger RNA from Tinamus guttatus (white-throated tinamou), 2240 nucleotides. The record is from RefSeq and is a predicted model, not a curated record. Lineage: Eukaryota; Metazoa; Chordata; Aves; Tinamiformes; Tinamidae.
AAAUCUUUUGGACAGAGACACAUUUUCAAAAUCCGAUCCAAUCUGUGUUUUGUACACACAAGCGAUUGGAAACAAGGAAUGGAGAGAGUUUGGAAGAACAGAAGUAAUUGAUAAUACUUUAAAUCCAGAUUUUGUGAGAAAAUUUAUAAUGGACUACUUCUUUGAAGAAAGAGAGAAUUUGCGAUUUGAUUUCUAUGAUGUUGAUUCAAAGAGUCCUAACCUAUCAAAACAUGAUUUUUUGGGACAGAUGUUUUGUACUUUGGGAGAGAUAGUUGGAUCACAGGGAAGCAGACUGGAAAAAUCAAUUACGGGAAUUCCUGGAAAGAAAUGUGGAAUAGUUAUAGUAACAGCAGAGGAGCUGAGCUGUUGCCGCGAUUCAGUUCUAAUGCAAUUUUGUGCGAACAAACUAGACAAGAAGGACUUCUUUGGGAAAUCUGAUCCUUUCCUUGUAUUUCAUCGGAGCAAUGAAGAUGGCAGUUUUACGAUCUGCCACAAAACAGAAGUUGUAAAAAAUACAUUAAAUCCAGUGUGGCAGGCAUUCAAGAUCUCUGUCAGAGCCCUGUGUAAUGGAGACUAUGACCGGACAAUUAAAGUAGAAGUAUAUGACUGGGAUAGAGAUGGAAGCCAUGAUUUCAUUGGAGAAUUCACAACAAGUUAUAGAGAGUUGUCUAGAGGGCAAUCUCAGUUCAAUGUUUAUGAGGUAAUAAAUCCAAAGAAAAAAGGAAAAAAGAAAAAAUAUAUUAAUUCUGGAACAGUAACAUUGCUUUCAUUCCUAAUUGAAACAGAAGUUUCAUUCCUUGACUAUAUUAAAGGCGGAACCCAAAUCAAUUUCACAGUAGCUAUUGAUUUCACAGCAUCAAAUGGAAACCCUUCACAACCCACGUCACUCCACUACAUGAAUCCCUACCAGCUGAAUGCUUAUGGUAUGGCACUGAAAGCAGUAGGUGAAAUCAUACAGGACUAUGAUAGUGACAAAAUGUUCCCAGCUCUAGGUUUUGGGGCUAGACUGCCUCCAGAUGGAAGAGUAUCACAUGAAUUUGCAUUGAAUGGAAAUCCUCAAAAUCCAUACUGCCAUGGAAUUGAUGGUGUGAUGGAGGCAUAUUACAGGAGUCUAAAAUCUGUACAGCUUUAUGGACCAACAAACUUUGCCCCUGUAAUUAAUCAUGUUGCAAGAUAUGCUUCUUCAGUAAAAGAUGGCUCCCAGUAUUUUGUUCUUCUCAUUGUUACAGAUGGAGUUAUUUCAGAUAUGGCUCAGACUAAAGAAUCCAUAGUGAAUGCUUCAAAGCUUCCAAUGUCAAUAAUCAUAGUGGGAGUAGGACCUGCAGAGUUUGAUGCUAUGGAAGAACUGGAUGGUGAUGUAGUCAGAAUUUCUUCAAGAGGAAAGUUUGCAGAAAGAGACAUUGUGCAGUUUGUGCCAUUCCGAGAUUACAUUGACAGAAGUGGAAACCACGUAUUAAGCAUGGCAAGACUUGCUAAAGAUGUCUUAGCUGAGAUCCCCGAGCAGUUUCUGUCCUACAUGAGAGUCAGAGGGAUAAAGCCAUCACCUGCACCCCCACCCUAUACACCCCCUAUUCAUGUACUACAGACUCAGAUAUGACGACUGCUCCAACAGGCUCAGUGUUUAUCACAAGUCAAGAGCCUUUGGCUGCAGUUGUAGCUUGUGAUAACUUUUUGGAGCUAAAAUAUUUCACUUCACAUACCAAAAUUCUCCAUAUGGUUGCAUGAGCAACUGAAAAGCUACUAAUGCUAGGAGAAAAAAAAGUUGAUGUUAUGAGUCUUCUUUUUUUUUUUUUUUUGACAAAACCCCUACUUUUUGAUAUAUUUAUUGGAGGGGAAAGCACAAGUCAGGAUUUCAACUCAGAAGAUAUUGUCCUCUCUAAAUAAUGUGUGUAAUAUAUAUAUGUACAGGAAUGCUAUUCCUCUGUAUCAAUGUUUACAUGUUACUAUUUUUAAAUUUCAGUACUUUUAUAACUAUUCUUAAAAUUUAAAGUUUGGAAUAUUGACUCAUAUGUCUUCGAGCUUGCAGCAGUUAAUCGCAACAGAAGCAAUAUCUCUUUGAAUGUUUGUCCAGACAAAUACAAAUGAAAAGCUAAAGAAAAGAAUGACAAAUAUGUUUUUUUCCUCAUAACUGAAUUGCUUCAGUGAGUGCUCAGCAAUCCGUUCAUCUCACAAUUUGAGAAUAAGCUCCCAAAAGGUGAAUAUCACGUUUGUAUAUGACUUAACUAACUGCAAACUUCAAA